AAGACAGCCUCAUUGAUUACACACAGUCUUCCUUAUCUUCCCUCUACGCAGAGCAGAGAGAGCACACUGUUCCGUUGGUCGACGUCUUAAAGUUUUCCCUGCGAAAUCGAAGAAUGGGAAGGGUUAAGCUGAUGAUAAAGCGGUUAGAGAGCAGUAGCAACAGGCAAAACACAUACUCGAAGAGACGAAGUGGGAUUUUGAAGAAAGCCAGAGAGUUGUCUGUAUUGUGUGAUAUUGAUAUUGUUCUUCUUAUGUUUUCUCCUACCGGAAGGCCUACCGCGUUACAUGGACAUCAUAGAUGUAUUGGAGAUGUUAUUUCCAAGUUUGCGCAGUUGACUCCUCAAGAAAGGUCAAAACGAAAACUGGAGAGCCUUGAGUCCCUCAAGAAGACUUUUAUGAAACUGGAUCAUGAUGGUAAUAUAAAUGAGGUCUUCUUAGGUGCAAGGAAUCAAACUAUUGAGGUAAAGGUUCUGACUAACCAAGUAGCGUUUUUUCAAGCUCAGGUUAUGGAGUGUCACAAGAGACUGAGCCGUUGGACAGAUAUUGUUAGAACUGAAAACAUCGAGCAUCUGGAGCAUUUAGGGGUAUCAUUAGGAAAUUCUAUUGAAAGAGUUCAGAUUCACAAGGAACAUUUCAGAAAGAAUCAACUGUUAUUAGUAGAAUGUACAACAACACAGUUUCAUAGUGGGAUAUCAUCACCUUUGGUAGUAAAUGGCAUUCAAGAAAAUCAUUUAAUCUCAUGGCUUCCUGAUUACAGUUACCAACAAAUGAUCAUACCUGCUGACUCAAGUUUUCUUCCUCAUUGUGAGAUGGAACAUACUGCAACUGCAUCACUUCCGGUUUACUCAAGCUUCUGCGAGUCUAGAAUUCAAGAAGAUCAGAAUUGCAACCUUGAACAACAAUUUGACCGCUUAAGAGAAGAAGGCAAUGUGUUAAACGAACUAAACGGAAACAGCUGCUCGAGUCUGCAACUCGGCAAAGAGUAUUCAUAUCUUACACAAUUUGGUAUGCAAGAAGAGAAGAAGUUACAAUCAGGUUUUGAGUUUAACUUCCAACAAGAUCUCUCUAUGUAUCCUGUUAGCAACAGCUUCCAAUCCCCUGAUCAACCAGUGUUUGCUGCUACUGAUCAUCAUCAAACUUGUAGUAACCCAGUGUUUGACCACUCUGAUAACAAUCAGCAAUCAGAUUGACUCGGAAGAGGUCAUGAGUAAUAAUAUCUCUGUCUUGUGAUCAAAGAUUAGUUUUGAGUUACUGUAGCAAUGUACAUACAAGUCUUUGUGUGUAUAUGUAUACUAUAGCGUACAUGUCUGCGUAUGUGUGUACACGUACAUGAUAUUCAGCAGAUUUGUGUAUAUCUAUGUGUGUGUCUCAGUGUAUUAAAUAAUACAACACUAGUACUUAAAAAAAAGAAGUGUUUUAAUU
Camelina sativa (false flax) is the source of this 1422-nucleotide messenger RNA. Its product is annotated as agamous-like MADS-box protein AGL65. NCBI's taxonomy places the organism in Eukaryota, Viridiplantae, Streptophyta, Magnoliopsida, Brassicales, Brassicaceae. Gene Ontology annotation, molecular function: DNA binding; protein dimerization activity. The record is from RefSeq and is a predicted model, not a curated record.